UCCUUUUUUUUUCCCCUCCUUUUCUGUUAGUCUGUUGCUAGUUUUUUUAGAUUUUUUUCUUGAUUUUUCUCAGUGAUAUUUGAUUUCAAAACCCAUUUCGGUUUGAUGAAAACCAAGUUCGCGUUUUGAUUCUUUUACGUGGGGUACUUUGGUUUUGCAUGGAGAGGUUGAUUUGAAUGCCUGGAGAGUAUCAUUGGAUGUAUUGCGUAGCGUCUGUUUCUUGCUUUAAAUGCUGGAAUAUUCAUUUCUAAUAGCAGGAAGAACAAAAAAAAAAAAAACAUUUGGUGUUUUGAGUUAUUGAAUGAGAUCUUUGUUUUUGGUGUAGAAUAAAAGGAUAGAAGAGAGGAAGAUGGUUUUAAGAUUUUAAAGGGGAUUUUGGUUUAGAUGGUUAUGUACUGUUCUUCUUCUGCAAGUUGGUGUUAUUACUGCAGUAAUCUGCAAUGGAGAAAACCCAUUUCGAUUUUAGUGCAUUUCUAGUCUUGAGAUGAGGUUUUGCAUGGGAAUUAGUUGAUGGAAAUGUGUCUCUCUGUUAUUCUGUUGCUAGCUUUCUAUUAUUAUUACUACUACUUUUGCUCAUUUAAUUUUCUCAGUGAUCAUUGAUUGCAAAACCCAUUUCAAUUUGAUGAAAACAAAGUCCAGGUUUUGGUUCCUUUACGUUGGAUACUUUGAUUUUGCAUCAAGAGGUUCAUUUGAAUGCCUAGAGGAUGAUUGGGAAAUCUCGUUUGUAUCGUGUAAUGUCUGUUUCUUGCUUUGAAUGCUGGAAUCAUCUCUAAUACAAGCAAGAAGAAAGGAAAAGAAAAACCCAUUUGGUGUUUUAAAUUCUUGCAUGAGAUCGUGGAGCAGCAUGCGGGCCUUUUUGGAUUGGGUGGGAUAGCAUGAAUUGGUGGAUCUUCUGUUCACUGAUCUCCUGCUUUGAUACCACCUGAUGCAGGGAGACCAAAAGCUUCAAAGCUCGUGGGCCACCCCACCCCAGUGUGGAGAUAACUUGCAUCAACAUGGCUGGGCCGUACGGCUGGAUGGCCGUGGUGGAGGGUGAAUACAGCAGGAGGAAGAUCGUGUGAACUUUCAGGAAUUCCAGUAUGGGGCUUCAGGAUCUUUUCAUUGCUGCGUCAGUUCCAGUUCUGAAAGUGCUUCUGGUGACUGCUGUUGGCUCUUUUCUUGCAACAGAUCGUAUAGAUAUUUUAGGGGAAGAUGCAAGGAAGCAUUUGAACAAUGUGGUGUAUUUUGUAUUUAACCCAGCUCUUGUGUGUACCAACCUAUCAAGAACGAUCACAUUUAAAAGUGUGGUUUCGUUGUGGUUCAUGCCAUUAAACAUCCUUCUUACAGUUGUUAUUGGUUCAGCACUUGGGCGGGCCAUCAUCCAGAUUACAAAAACACCUUCCCAUUUGAGGGGCCUAAUUUUAGGCUGUUGUGCUGCUGGGAAUUUAGGUACCAUGCUUCUGAUUAUUGUCCCAGCAAUCUGUCAAGAGAAAGGCAGUCCAUUUGGAGCUCCUGAUGUCUGCCGUACAUAUGGACUGGCAUACACUUCACUGUCUAUGGCAGUAUGUUCUUCUUUCAAGUUUCUUCAGGUGGCUCACAGCACAGUCAAAAAGAUUGGAGCCAUUUGUUUGUGGUCUUACGUCUACAACAUCAUACGAAUAUCGUUGAGUGAGAGCACUGCAGAAGUAGAGAAUGGCUUUGGCACAACAUCUCAGGGAUAUAUUGCAAAGUUACUCCCAGAGAACUCCACACCUGAGGAAUUUGUUGGAAAUGUACCAAUUUCAUCUCAUCUUAAACAGCUUUUGAAUACAAUUUCUUCAAGUUUUGACUUCAGGAAGCUGUUGGCACCUUCAACCAUUGGAGUGAUUGUGGGGUUUGUUAUUGGAGUAAUUCCUCAAAUUAGAAGGACACUAAUUGGUGAAAAUGCCCCUCUUCGUGUGAUCCAAGACUCUGCUACUUUGUUAAGUGAUGGAGCAAUCCCAUCUCUCACCCUCAUAAUGGGCGGAAACCUUAUGAAGGGUAUACACGGGUCAGAGAUUCAAGUCUCGCUCAUUGCUGGAAUUAUAGUCGUUCGGUAUAUCGUGCUGCCUCUAUCGGGCAUUGUCAUAGUCAAAGGGGCGGUUCAUUUUGGUUUGGUGCACUCAGAUCCUUUAUAUCAGUUCAUUCUUUUGCUGCAAUUUGCAGUCCCCCCCGCACUAAACAUAGGUACAAUCACCCAAUUGUUUGGUGCUGGCGAAAGUGAAUGCUCUAUCAUUCUCCUAUGGUCCUACGCAUUGGCUUCAGUUUCACUUACACUCUGGUCCACCUUUUUCAUGUGGCUGGUCUCUUGAUUAUGCUGCUCACAUCCAUGGUUAUGGUAUGUUAGAUCUUGCCAUCAGCAUGCAUUCGUAUCCCUUUUGCUGGGCAGUCAUCAAUUUUUAUAUAUAAAACAUGCAUGGGGGAGUGCUGAAGACAAACUGAAAGGUGAACUCGGGGGCGUUUAUUCAGCUAUAGACGACCAUCCUAUUGUAUUUUUUGGAAUAGGAUCAUGUUAUUUUCCUACUCUAGGGGCAAUUAAGCUAGACACAAUCAUGUGGUUUGUAUUUAUGUGAUAGUAGCUGAGCUUGGGGUUCAAUCUAGCUUUAAGAUGAUCGU
This is a messenger RNA of Magnolia sinica, 2613 nucleotides long. RefSeq names its product protein PIN-LIKES 1-like. Gene Ontology annotation, biological process: endoplasmic reticulum to cytosol auxin transport. Bases 1080 to 2309 code for a protein of 409 amino acids. The transcript has 11 exons. The record is from RefSeq and is a predicted model, not a curated record. NCBI's taxonomy places the organism in Eukaryota, Viridiplantae, Streptophyta, Magnoliopsida, Magnoliales, Magnoliaceae. Gene Ontology annotation, cellular component: membrane.